AGCGAUGUACCCCUCGUUGGACUUGACUGUUUCCACCCAAAGAUGGGGGACGACCUUAUCUAUUCUGGGGGUGGGCUCUCGCGCCCCGGAACUAUGGACUCGUGCUCCAAGUUCAGAGGCCAUUAAGAACCUCGAGCUGCAGCCUUCCACUCGCCCAAAAAGAGCUCCUCCUCCCACCCACACCAGAAGCCUGGAGGUAUGCUAACCUCCAGGCUUCUGGUGACGAGGUAUGCUAACCUCGUCUUCUUCUUUCAGUCAGCACUCAGCACUCAGCAGGUGUAUGGAGUGUUCUCGACUUCUCGCAAUCGAGGUACACACGACCCCCAUCCCGUCAGGGCCCACAAUACUCGUGAUUCACUUUGGGUGUCAGAUGUAAAAGGGCCUUGAUGUCAGAGCCGUGGCGUCGUUGGAAACUCGAACGCGUGUGAGUGGUGAAUCAGACUGCUUAUCCAGUCUGCCUUUCGUAUGCGCGUGCAUGGCGAGCAGCUGAAACGAGUCACCGCCACUCUGAUGUUUCAGUAGGGAUGUAUGUCUCCUCUCCACAACGUAAAUUUCAGAUUCAGAUAAGGUUCUCGUUUCGGAGCAGUGAGCUAUCUCCAGGCAGUAAGGAGUUAGGAGGUGUUCGCUUUGCCGCAACACUCGGUGCAGUGGAGCAGCCGAAACAGCAACAGAUCCUUGUGUUACUCCUGCAGAGUCUGUUCUGUGUGAUGAGCUUGCUGACAUUCUCUGUGACCUUGCUGAGCAGCUUCGACUCGGAUGUAUAUACUUCCAGUCAUGUUCACGAUUCUUUCGCUGACAAGAUCAUUCACGAGUACUUGAGUGAGUAUGUGAGGACCUUGUUUUUCUGCGAGGUUGAAAGUGUGAAAAGUCCAUUGAGUUCAGUUUCUAAUGUCCGCAAGCUGGAACUCAGUUCCCUGCCUUCAUCUUGUGUCUGUCGAGCUCGACGGUCACAUAUCUCCAUCCGAAUCGUUUAUCCUUCUGCAAAUUUAUGGCACCUUGUUGCAAGAGCCCCUGAACAGAUUUCGAGUAACGUAAUGCUGCAUAUAGUAAAUUCCUAGUUUACGAUGAUAGCCUUUAUUCUCACACACGUACAGAGGGAGCUGUUGAGAUUUUCCUGUUGGACGGCUCGCCUCUAAAAUCUAAGGCUCUGUGUCUGCAUGACUCCACCUGUCGGCCAUGGCUCCAACAUUCUCUGCCCUCGUACAUGUGCCAAACGAGUUACGCGAUUGUCUUUUGGAGUUCUGACAUCUGUAGAAAGAUGCAAUUCUGCGCUUUGGCCCUAGCACAGAGCUCGUGCGUCCGUGCACAGAAUUCUCGAUGGAUCGCUUGAACUUUUAGUGUAUCGAGAUCCAGGUGGUCGUCAUGCAUCAAGUAGCUGAAAGCGUAACAGUUCUGAUAAAGUUUCGUGGUGAAGGACUGAAACAAACCACGAUAGAGUCCAAUUUUUCCAUUAUGAUAGACACAUUGCCUUGUUCAUGGAGUAUACGCGUUCGCCCAACCCGCAGGACCCUUGUUUCUACACGCGGUCCAGGACCUGUCAGGAUCGCAGCUCGGCAUCGGCUGUCUUCGAUGUCAGCGUGCUGUCCCCACGAAGAUCACUUGAUUUGAAGACUUCCAAAAACUGCAGUGUCUACAGUCGAGCGCAUUUCUCAAGCGCUUCUGAUCUCAAGCUAUGUCCUCGAGAAAAAAUUUACAUGUUGAGACUACAAAAUCCCCAGUAUUCGUGUCCUUGCUCUACAUGUGGGUUAUUUUGCAAGCAGGCGCAACUCCGUUUCUCCGUUGCCUCUACUGUGAAGAACCAUCGCCAUGUCCCCAUUACCUGUCAAAAUUCUGGUUCCGUUCAGCUCCUGUAUAUGUGGGCUCCGCAAAUGGGAUAAUCCAAGACUUUGGUUCUUAAGAAUGUCUCAUCUGGAGAGAUUAAGAAUGUCUUCUCAAACUUACAAAUGCAGGUGAGCACGACGUUGUAACUUAGAGAUCGCAUUCUAAAAAUUCCGUCAUAGAACACGUUUCACCAGUCGGGUUAUAAACCUCAAACUUCACUUGAUCAACUCUAAUGCAGUCAUAUGUCUGACUUCUCGGCAUGUCGUGUAACAUCUGUUGUUAUCAACUGUUUGUAGAAAUUUGGAACUGAAUGUCCGAG
Marchantia polymorpha subsp. ruderalis is the source of this 2140-nucleotide messenger RNA. NCBI's taxonomy places the organism in Eukaryota, Viridiplantae, Streptophyta, Marchantiopsida, Marchantiales, Marchantiaceae. The record is from the annotation of a GenBank genome assembly.